UUUAGGGAGCUAGCUUAAGAUGCCUCGUUAUGAUGAUCGCCAUGGCAAUUCAACACGACUCUAUGUAGGGCAUUUGUCAUCGAGGACAAGGUCACGUGACCUAGAGGAUAUCUUUAGCAGAUAUGGAAGGUUUCUGGGCUCUUUGCCCAACCUGGAGGUCUGGUGAGAGGUGUUCCCCUUGGUGGAUUUGGUCAAUAUUCGUGCAGUAUUUAGGGGGCUUUGGCAAUUCUUAUGAUAGUGUUAUUGCGUGUUUUUUUGAUGGAAAUUCCAACAAACUGGUGUUUAAUUCAUCUUUGAGGGAAAAGUAUGAAGCCAUCAGUUCUAAUGCCUUGAUGGCCUUGUUGUUUCUGCCACCCAUUUACGCAGAGUACGUGAUGUGGAUAUGAAGCGCGAUUAUGCAUUUGUGGAUUUUAGCGAUCCUCGCGAUGCUGAUGAUGCAAGAUAUGCCUUAGAUGGACGGGAUGUCGAUGGAAGUCGUGUUAUAGUUGAAUUUGCAAAGGGGGUACCACGUGGUCCAGGUGGAUCGCGGGAAUAUCUUGGAAGAGGGCCUGCACCAGGAACUGGGCGCUGCUUCAAUUGUGGAAUUGAGGGACAUUGGGCUCGAGAUUGCAAGGCUGGUGACUGGAAGAACAAGUGUUACCACUGUGGGGAACGAGGUCAUAUAGAAAAGAAAUGUCCAAACAGUCCCAAGAAAGUUAGCGCACGUGGACGGAGUUACUCCCGCUCACCAUCUCCUCGUCGUGGUAGAAGUCGAAGUCGGAGCCGUGGUUAUAGCAGGAGUCCUAUUCGCAGCCGAUCCAGAUCACCACCCUCAAGGAGGGAUCGCAGUAUCGAACGUGGGGAGGGAGGGUCAAGGAGGCGGCCCAGGGCCUCGCCAUCUCCAUCUGAAGGAAGGAUUCGCAGCCCAAAGGCUGAGGAGCAAAGCCCGAGAAAGGGAGGUACACCAUCGCCAAGAGAUGGUAGGCCUUCCAAUGGAUCAGAUUAUAGCAGGAGUCCAAAUGGAAGGAACAGGAGCCCUGAGGAUGAUUUUGAGGAGAGGAGUCCCGUUCAAAAAAAUGAUCGCAGUCACAGCGUUAGCCCAAGGGACAGGGGAAGCCCUGUCGAUGAUGAUGAAAGUCAUGGUUCUCCAAGGGGCAGCGAAUAGCUUGAGAUUAACCAAGUAUUUCUGAAUUCUAUAUCGUCUGAACCAGGGGAAUAAUUUGUUGAGUGGUUUAUUUAAUAUUGUGACUCCAUUUUCUCGUUAUAAUUGUGAACCCUCUGUAUGCGGAUUGCAAUUUGUACCAAAAUUGAUCUCUAAUUAUCUUUUCUUUCUUGGAGAAACUCUGCUAGAAUCCUAAAUGUCUCGCUUGAUGAA
Molecule: messenger RNA, 1354 nt
Organism: Olea europaea var. sylvestris
Lineage: Eukaryota; Viridiplantae; Streptophyta; Magnoliopsida; Lamiales; Oleaceae
Product: serine/arginine-rich splicing factor RS2Z32-like
Exons: 6
Coding region: 383-1144 (253 amino acids)
Biological process (GO): mRNA splicing, via spliceosome
Cellular component (GO): nuclear speck
Molecular function (GO): zinc ion binding; mRNA binding
Source: RefSeq, a predicted model, not a curated record